AUGUACUUCGUCUGCAUAGGAUAUCAUAGAUUAUGACGUAAAGAAGGCAUAGAUCGCAGCACUUAUGAUGUGUUUAUGUGGACCGCGGUGGAUUUUAACGUAACGUAUCUUGCUUGAAAAUAAAAAUUCUCGUAUUUUAUACAAUUAUGGAUUUACUACCAGAGCACGAUUCAAUGUUUUGGAAAAUUGGUAGAUUAAAGACGUUCGAAGAUUGGCCUUUUCAGUCCUCUGAUAAUUCAUGUAAUCCUGAGAAAAUGGCUGCUGCUGGUUUUUUUGCUGUAGGUGGUAAGGAAGAACCUGACUUGGUUGAAUGUUUUAUUUGCUCCAAACAACUUGAUGGCUGGGAUCCUGAUGAUGAUCCAUGGGACGAGCAUGUAAAACAUCAUUCAGAAUGUUUCUUUAUCAGUUUAGGAAAACCUGAUGAGACUUCAUGGACUGUGUAUGAGUUAUUUGAUUUGUUCAAAAAAUAUGCAAUAAAAGAAUGCACACGCAAGUUGAACAAAGCUAUAGCUAAGGCAAAAGAAGAAAGUAUUCGACUAGUACAUGAAAUACCUCACAUUUAUAAAGGAUUAAGAAAGAACUCUAAAUAUCAGAGUUAAGAUUUUGGUAAAGUAAUCCAAGACUGGUUAUGUGCAUAGUUCUAUUUAUACAACUAUGACUUAAUUUUUUUAUUCUCUAAUAAAAUUUGUCACUGAGAAAAUAAUACUAUAUCUUCCUUUUGGUGAGAGUGUUUACUCCUGUUCCUUUCUUUCUUAUUCUCUUGUAUGUUUUUGUUUUCUGUUGUAAAUUAAAUAGUAUACAUAAUACUGUGUUGUAUACUCAAGAAAGAAGGAGAUAAUUCAUUUGAUAAUGAUCUAAGAUUAGCAAAAGCAAUAAAAUUGAAGUGUAGAAGACAUUGGGAACUUAUCUUGUUAAAGCAAUUUACAAUGUCCAUUCUUGUCAAACUUGUAUAAUUUUAUCAGUGACAUCUUAAUUCCAAUUUAUUAUCUAAUUUUGAUACGAAAUAUUAAUGUUAAAAAGAUAGACAACAACUGUUUAGUAUACAUAUACGGAUAUUACGAUAUCG
This is a messenger RNA of Bombus impatiens (common eastern bumble bee), 1066 nucleotides long. It is a transcript of the gene Det, whose product is annotated as baculoviral IAP repeat-containing protein 5. The coding region runs from base 147 to 599 and encodes 150 amino acids. The transcript is spliced from 4 exons. NCBI's taxonomy places the organism in Eukaryota, Metazoa, Arthropoda, Insecta, Hymenoptera, Apidae. The record is from RefSeq and is a predicted model, not a curated record.